AUGAUAACCGGCGGCAGCCGAGGUCUGGGUCGCCGCAUCGCGGAAGCGCUGGGACGCGAGGGGUGCGCCAUAUCCAUAUGUGCCCGGGACGAAGAAGACGAGGGCCGGCAGGUUGAGGCGGAAAUCAACGAGCAGGGCGGGGAGUGCCUCUUCCUGCGGCUUGACGUGACCAGCGAGGCCAACUGGCAGGACGUGGUGGCCGCCACGGUGGAGCGGUUCGGCAAGCUGGAUAUCCUGGUCAACAACGCCGGCAUCUACCGGACCGAGACGGUGGAGGAGACCAGCGAGGAAUUGUGGGACCUGGUAAUGGACAUCAACGGCAAGGGCGUGUUCCUGGGCACCAAGGCCGCCAUUCCGGAGAUGCGCAAGGCCGGCGGCGGUUCGAUUAUCAACAUCUCCUCCGUGGCAGGGCUGGUGGGCAGCGAAAUGUCGGCAGCCUAUGGUUCUUCCAAGGGCGCGGUGCGAAUCUUCACCAAGGCCACAGCCAUCCAGUACGCCGGAGACAAGAUCAGGGCUAACUCCAUCCACCCGGGGAUUAUCGAGACGCCCAUGACUGCACAUAUGCUGGCCGACGCGGAGCAGUACCAAUAUCGGCUGGGCCGCACCCCCAUCGGUCGCAUCGGCAGGCCCGAGGACGUGGCUUUCGGGGCGCUGUACCUGGCCUCUGAUGAAUCUUCCUUCGUCACCGGCAGCGAGUUGGUGAUAGAUGGGGGAAGGACGGCGAUGUAG
Geodia barretti is the source of this 729-nucleotide messenger RNA. The record is from the annotation of a GenBank genome assembly. Lineage: Eukaryota; Metazoa; Porifera; Demospongiae; Tetractinellida; Geodiidae.